UAAUAAUCAAAAAAGACUGCUCCAAUAAAGCGAAAGUGUCAGUGUUAAAGUACACAGACCCAUAUAUCCGAAGGAAGAAAAAACUGUGAAGAAAAAAUUGGUCGGCUCAGGGAAAAAAUAUAGAUAUUCAGUUGAUAGAGAGCAGAAAAAAAUUAUCCUUAUAAAAAUAGAAUUGGCGAUUCGAUUUUGUUUCUGUGACACAAAACUUUCUCUUUCUCUAACGCUCAAUAGAAUCAAUGAUUUUUCGUGAAUUUCAUUUUAAUCCAUCAAUUAUUUAGUUUUGUAAUUUCGUUUUGGUGGUUUUUUCACAAAAACAACUGAACAAUUUCUCACGGUAGAAGGUGAUUUUGUGAUAAGUGACCAAAAAUCCUAUGGGAAUUUAAUGGCGAUAGCACAGAGAAAAUUAUGAUAAAUUGAUUUUAUACCAUUUGGAAAAGAAAAUGACGAAAAAAGUUCGGAAAAAUUUGGAAGAGUGAUGUGUAUUUCGGAUACGCCAACGUAUGUUUAAGUAAAUGAAAUUGUGUCGGUCGAUUUUUGAGCAAAGGAAUACAGUUAGAUUGUGGUCGUCGUGAUGUUCAAAAGUCGAACGGAAGGAAGUGUUGUUUUCAAGUGCACCGUACGCUUACUUGAAGAGCCAGAUGUACUUGAAUGCGAAUUUCAGCCAAAUCACAAAGGAUGCAACCUCUUGGAUUAUGUUUGCGAACAAAUGGACAUCAAGGAUAAAGACUACUUUGGUCUUCGAUUUGUGGAUGUAACACGACAGCGACAUUGGUUGGAUAUAUCCAAAUUGAUACUCAAGCAAGUCAAAGAUGUUGAGCCAAUUGUGUUCUCGUUUCGCGUGAAAUUUUUUCCAGCUGAUCCAUUUCGCUUGACUGGUAAUUCGAAGAUAAUGAUUUAUCAGCAGCUUAAACGGGACCUAAUUCAUGGGCGAUUGUACUGUUCAGCUGGUGAAGCGGCUGCAUUAGGAUCACUCAUUGUGCAAGAGGAACUUGGCGACUAUAAUCCAGAGAUUCAUGUCGGUGACUAUGUGUCAUCGUUAAAGUUGGCACUGCGUCAAACGGAUCAGCUUGAACGGAAAGUGAUUGAAUUGCAUAAAAAACGUGAACCCGGACAAGUUGAUCACAUGGUAGUCGAUGAAUUUUUGUCAAUUGCACGCGGUUUGGAGACGUACGGCAUUGAUCCGCAUCCAGUGAAAGAUCAUCGUGGCACACAGAUUUAUUUAGGCAUUAAUUAUACUGGAAUCAGUACAUUUGCAUCAGGGAAACGUGUACAACACUUUCGAUGGCCAGAAGUUCACAAGCUCAAUUACGAAGGGAAAAUGUUCAUUGCCCAUCUGAGUUACACGGACCGUGAGUCGAGAGAGCCGAAAAAGCAUACAGUUGGAUUCAAGUGUCCAACUGGUGCUGCUUGCCGCUAUGUUUGGCGAUGCGCAAUCGAACAAAUGCUUUUCUUUACGUUGCCAAACAGUCAGAAUGCAUCGGUUAUGAGCGGCGGUGGUUUUAUACGUGGUACGAAAUUUCGUUAUUCUGGUCGCACGGAGAGAGAAAUUCUUACCGAAAGUUUAAACGCCUUAAGACAACAGCAUUUAUUAAACAAUACCAGUCCAAGUAAACGAAAAGCAAACAGUGUUCCAGCGACGCCAUCAUCACCUCAGGGUGAUUUGGCCGAAAUGCGUUACAGUAGUUUGCCGAGAUCAACGAUGUCCGAGCCGAUGGGCUGUGAUCGCUUUUGUCAAGACAGUAGUGUCAUACCAUGUUUGGAAACCGUAUCUGAAGAAGCCAGACGACAAACAGAGAAUAGCGAUCUACCUGAUUAUUACUUCCGCGAUUCAUUUGAGCAUUCGUCAUCCGAAAGUGGUUACACAACAAAUUAUGAUGCAUUGCGUAUGGGGCCAAAUCGAUUACAUCAUAAUCAAAAUACCACCGAUAAUUUUACAUUUCAUAUGCAUCAACAACACAACAACAACACAUCGAGCUCAACAGCGAUGGCCAACCAACAGAAUGCCAUCAACAGUGCUAAAAAAAAUAUGAAAAAGUUUUCCAUUUUACAUGCUUUUAUACCCUCAUUCAUAUUUGUUAUUGUUGUACUAGCGAUUAUGACGGUAUUCAUCUUAGAAUCGGAAUCCGAUAAUUUUGUGACAUUCAAAAAUUUACCGGAAAUGAUGAGCCUCAACUAUCAGUACUAUCAACCGUUUAAGGAUUUUCUGUUAAGACGUCUUGGCCUGAAGAGUUGAGCCAUGGUCGCUAAUGGAUAUUGGAUAUUGUGAAGUCAAAAAAUGAUACACAAUUACCGAUCUUCAUCCUUCGGUCACAUUCAAUUACACUUUCCACCGAUUUAGUUUGGGAUUUCACUUCUUUCCAUCUGUAGACAGACCUUUUUUACAAAACACACCCAAUAAUUUAUUGCAUUUUCUACAUAAUUCAUUGAAAACACUCAAAUCACUCUACUUAAACCAUUAUAUUUUACAUUUACUGCUUCUGACCAAAGGUCCAAGGUCAGAUCCCCUCACCUGGUUGAACAGAACUACAUCUCUAUCCUUUUUUAGAUUGAUGGAUCUUUUUUAGGUCUUUCGGAACCAAUUUAUCUCCCUUCGAUUUUUCGGAAACCUUUCAAAUUAUCCAAAUCGCCCUUUGGCUUGACAACUUUUUGCGAUUUUACCCGAAUAUUACAAAUCGAUAAGAUUUCACUUGCAACUUUUGUGAUUCAUCAUGCUUCAAAACAAUGAGAAAAAAAAAGAAUAUUAAAGCUUUCAUCGAAUUACUGAACUAAGAUUGCUUAUAUACGUCCGUUAUUUGCUUAAAUUUUAGUGAUAAGCUUGAAGAGAAUUUUUUACCGACACGCAUCCCAUAUCUACCCAUUCAAAAUGGGUCCGUAUAGCCAUGAUCGGUGCCAUUUUGAAUACAAUUCAAAGGAUCUAGUCGAUUUUCUCCACCUACCAAGGAGAAACUAUUCAAUUGAACAAGCUGUAGAACAGAAACAAUCAUUUUCUUUUUCGAAAAAAUAUUUAGAUAUGUAAACAAUGCAUUGUCAAUUUCCAAACAAUAAACCAUUUAAAAGGGGUUAGAGCUGAUUAGAAGAAAUAAAACCAUUUUAUACUCAUGUUUACCACGUAAUAUUUGAUAAAUGCCACACGUAAAUUAGCUGCAUCAUUUUGUCGAAACACUUUCAAAGCCCAAUUACUCUUUUAAUUAUUCUGAAUAUUUGAUUCGAUUUUUUUGGCUAUUUUCUCUCUCGAGAAAUUGGUCCACAGUUGUUUGCCCAUUAACGUAUGUUUGUCUGUUUGUGUUAUCUUUGGUGUUAGCCCUUGAAUUAUUUACCUUUCGACACAAAAAAAUGUAGAUAGAAUUGCUUAAGCUUAGUAUGAAUCCAACUGAUUGUUUCGUUUUUAUUUUUGACAUUAUCAUCGGCGUUUGGCACAGUUUUAAAGAAUUAAUAUUUAUUUAUUUUUUGUAAGAACUUCUUACUGAGAAGUGGUUUCUCACCGAAAACAACUAAACGUUGAACUUUCAACAUGAUUUUUCACAUAGAUUUUUGAUAAAAUACUUGGUUGACAAAGCGAUUUUCGAAACAUGUCCGCAGCAUCUUCUUUGAAAUAUUUUUUUGCAAAAAUAUAGUUCGAUAUAAAUGAAAUGGCUUGAACUGGAUUUUUAUUCAAAACUCAAUGCAUGCCACAACUAUUGAAUGCAGUUUUUAUAUAGAUUAUGACAUUUUCUAUGCAACAAAAAGUGAAAUACACAAACAACUCAAUUAUAUUAUGAAAUGACAUUUCAACGCAGAAUAAGAAAGCACAAUUAUAUUACAAUUAUAUAUUUGCAGCAUCAUUGACGAUCAUGACAAAAGCAAUUCUAAUAUUUAGGACAUUUUUUUGAAAAUUCACUGAAAACUGUGAAUGGUAUUUUAUAAAAAAAAAAACAAAUAAAUUAGCAAUUGUAGUUU
Messenger RNA from Contarinia nasturtii (swede midge), 3936 nucleotides. It is a transcript of the gene Frmd5, whose product is annotated as FERM domain-containing protein 5. The record is from RefSeq and is a predicted model, not a curated record. Lineage: Eukaryota; Metazoa; Arthropoda; Insecta; Diptera; Cecidomyiidae. Gene Ontology annotation, molecular function: cytoskeletal protein binding. Gene Ontology annotation, cellular component: cytoskeleton. The transcript is spliced from 9 exons. Bases 572 to 2233 code for a protein of 553 amino acids.